UAUCAUAGGAAGCCCCGGAGCUUUUGUACUCUGGAAGUUUUCAAGUCAGCAGCAGCUUGGCAAGCAACUAUGGCAAAGAGACUUUUUAAUGUGGAUUUUUAGUACAAAGAAAACUAAAACCAAGCUGACCAGAAAGACUGGAAUUUCAGCUCUCUCUCUCGCCCCCUCAUAGGAUUUCUCUCUCUCUCUUUCUACAAGCCCUUUAAAUCAGAUUACUGGGUCAGUGACUUUCAUUAUCCCUCUUAUACCAGUAUCCUCUUGUCUUCAAGCUCCUGACGGAAUAUUGCUACCUCAAUUCAAGCGAUCCAGUUUAAUAGUCCACAUGUUCACGGAUUAGCAGACAUUUAAAGCACUCUGAAAGCACAUCCAUCAUUUUGGUCACGAUUGAUCAACGAGUUUUAUUAACGUCCAAGAACACUUUGAAAGCCGCCCUUGUCCAAAUUUCAAUCACAAGGGCACAUCUUAAUAGAAAACAUAGAGUACGUUAUUGCCUGCGACUAAAGUUGUUUCCCUUGAUUAUAUGGUGAAACUCUGCUGGAGAACGAAGAGAAGACCUCUUUUGUUUAGGACUUUUACUAGUUGAAGGGAACUGGAUUUCCCUAAUAAUAUGAAGCGUUUUGAGAAUAGCUGUCUGUUUCCACUGCUCGCUGUUAUCCUGAGAUGCGUCUGCUCCUCCUUUAUCAGUGUCAACCUUGGGGUGAAAGUGAUGAAGGGUCAGUCUGUCUUCCUGUCAGAAGAUGACCUGCAGUUUUCCAUCCCCAGAGAGAAAGAUGCUUGCAAAGUGGAAGUUGUGAUUAAUGAGCCAAUAACACAGAGGGUUGGGAAACUAACUCCACAGGUAUUUGACUGUCAUUUCCUUCCAAAUGAAAUCAAGUAUACUCAUAAUGGCUGUCCAAUUUUAGAUGAAGACAUGAUCAUGCUUAGGCUGUACAGAUUUACAGAAACUGAAACAUUCACAGAAAUGUUCAUCCUUCAAGUGCAAUUACUUGAGCCAGAUUGUAAUAUCAUCAAAAUGAGCACCAAUGUGCUGGAGGUCCCUGAAUUUUAUGGCCUGUCCAGGGAGAUUGACAAGAAUGUGCUCACUUUUGACUAUGACAAGAAGACAAACCUGGAGUGCACCAUCAAACUGGCUUCUUUAGAAACUCUUCUACCAGCCCAUGGUCAACUUGUCAUUGGAGAACCUCAGCAAGAAGAGCCUCGUGGAGAUCAACCUCAUAGCUUCUUCCCUAGAUCCAAGCACAGAACAAGCCAAAGGUGCAGGAGUGGGCUCUGUGAUCCAGAACUGAAGAUGAUUCAGAACACCAAAAUGAGCUGUGAGGAAUUUUUGCUGAUGGGAAUUAGAUAUCAGCAUCUUGACCCUCCUUCACCCAACAUUGAUUAUAUUCCUAUCAGGCUGGACCUCACAGACAGCAGAAGCAAAACGCUGCACAAGACAGAGCAUGCAUGGCUCCCUGUCCAAAUCAAAGGUGCCAUUCCCAACCAAAUCCCCAGAGCUGCCUUCAUGGCUAUGUUCAUCCUGGAGGUGGAUCAGUUUAUUUUGAGCCCCAUGACAACAACAACGGUGGAUGCUGAAGACAGUGAAACACCCAAAUCCCUGCUAGUGUUCAACAUUACCAAGCCACCCCCACAAGGCUACAUCACUCAUCUGUUAGACCAUACCAAGCCUAUCACCUCCUUCACCUGGAAAGAUCUCAGUGAGAUGCUUAUCGCAUAUCAGCCUCCAAACAACAGCCAUACAGAGAGGAGGAAUUAUGAGGUGGAGUUAGAGGUUCAUGACUUCUACUUUGAAAGGAGUUCACCAAUCACUGUGCAUAUCUCCAUCAGAACAACAGAUACAAAUGCUCCUCGGGUUUCAUGGAAUACAGGCCUUGAUCUCCUGGAAGGGCAGUCCCGACCAAUCACAUGGCAACAGUUUCAAAUAGUGGACAAUGACAACAUCAGGGGUGUUCGCUUGGUCACAAUUGACGGCUUACAGCAUGGACGGCUCACUGUAAGAGGAGGGAAAGGAUUCAUGUUCACGGUCUCUGACCUGAGGGCUGGGGUUGUUCGCUACCACCAUGAUGACAGUGACUCUACAAAAGAUUUUGUGGUAUUUAGGAUCUUUGAUGGUCACCACAGUAUUCGCCAUAAGUUUCCAAUCAAUAUCCUGCCUAAAGAUGACAGCCCUCCUUUCCUGAUCAGCAAUGUUGUAAUUGAACUGUAUGAAGGGCAGACCGUUCUGAUCCAGGGCUCCAUGCUUCAAGCGUCUGACAUGGACUCCAGUGAUGACUACAUACUCUUUAAUGUUACCAAACCACCACAGGCUGGAGAAAUCAUGAAGAAACCAGGGCCGAACCUUAUAGGGUAUCCUGUCACUGGCUUCCUUCAGAGAGAUCUGUUUAAUGGACUAAUUUACUACCGUCACUUAGGAGGAGAAAUAUUUGAGGAUUCCCUUGAGUUUGUCCUGUGUGAUAGCCAUGACCCACCCAAUCUCUCAGAGCCACAGCUGGUGAUAGUGCAUAUUAUUCCUGUGGAUGAUCAGCUUCCAAAAGAAGCUUCUGGGGUUACCCGUCACCUCGCUGUUGAGGAAACUAAGAUAGCUCAUCUAACUAAGAAACAUCUCCAUUUCAUAGACAUGGAAGCACAAGAGAGAGAGCUCAUCUACACAGUAACCACCUCCCCAUUUUUCUCUUUUACUCAUGGCCCCUCCGAUGCUGGGAAGUUGUUUAUGGUGGACAGCAUCCCCAAGCUAGUCAAGGAUCCUUCUGUUCCAGCACUGAGAUCAUUCACUCAGCAUGCUGUGAACUACAUGAAAGUUGCCUAUAUGCCCCCUAUCCAGGACAUUGGGCCUGAACCUCAGCAUGUCCAGUUUAUUUUUUCAGUCAGCAAUCAGCAUGGAGGCACUUUGUAUAGGAUCUGUUUUAAUAUUACAGUUCUUCCAGUGGACAAUCAAGCUCCAGAGGUAUUUACAAAUAACUUGAAAGUGGAAGAAGGGGGACUGUGCACCAUUACAGGGAGCCAUAUUCUGAUGUCAGAUGUGGACACAAAACAGGAGAACCUCCACAUCUACCUUCAGAGGCUGCCGCUGCAUGGAAUGGUAGAACUGGAUGGAUUUCCCAUGAACAAAGGUGACAGGUUCACCUGCCAGGACUUGCACAUGUUAAAAGUCAGGUAUCAGCAUGAUGGCUCUGAGACUCUGCAUGAUGACAUCCUCUUUGCAGCCACAGAUGGGAUUAAUUCUUUAGAGUUUGUCCUACAGGUCAAGGUGCUACCUGUAAAUGAUGAGCCACCUAUCAUGAAAGAUGGCCUCAUUCCCCUAAUACAAUGUCCAGAGGGUGAGGAAGUGGUCAUCACCUCAGAGUACAUUUAUGCCACCGAUGCAGACAGCGAUGACAUGAAACUGACUUUUAUGCUGGCUCGACAGCCCUACUAUGGGGUUGUGAGGAAAGCUGGUAUCGUUGUGGAUCGCUUCUCCCAAGCGGACGUUGUCUCUGGAGUAGUGACCUACAAGCAUACUAGUGGGGAGAUUGGCCUGACUCCUUGUUUUGACACCCUAACCUUGGUUAUCUCUGAUGGUGAAGCUGGCAUGGAUGUGAAUGACUGCUGUUAUGAUGGACUUCUUCCUCCUCCAGUACCACUUCAUGAUUCCUUUCCAGUAUAUGACCUUAACAUGAGUGUAUUUCCAGUGGACAACCAGCCACCAUCCAUUGCAAUUGGUGCCAUGUUUGUUGUGGAUGAGGGUUUCUCAGCUGUCGUUACCGCUAACAAUUUGUUUGCUACUGACCCCGACACCGCAGCAGAUGACUUAGAGUUUGUUUUGGUUUCUCCUCCCCAGUUUGGUUACAUUGAAAAUAUACUACCUUCCCCUGGAUUUGAGAAGAGCAACAUUGGUAUAAGUAUAGCUUCAUUUCAGCUGAAACAUCUGAAAGCCUUGCAUAUAAAUUAUGUGCAGUCCAGGCACGUGAGGACAGAACCAACUUCAGACCAGUUUAUGAUUUAUGUCACUGAUGGGAAGCAUCAUUCAGUGGAGACCCCAUUUUAUGUCCUGAUCAACCCAACAAAUGAUGAAGUCCCAGAAUUCAUAGCAAGGAACAUAACUGUGCAGGAGGGCCAAAUGAAAGAACUGGAUCCCUCUGUAAUCAACGUUAUUGAUCUGGAUGUACCUCAAGAUCGUUUGAUGUUUACCAUUGUCCAGCAACCCCAGCAUGGAUUCCUCAUUAAUGGAGUUUAUGGCAAUGAUGUUAUGAAUUACAAAAGAUUCAUUAACAGUCACCACAAUCAUGAACGUCCUGUGCAUAACUUUUCCAUGGAGCUUCUUAAGAAUGGAAUGAGGCUGGUGUACAUGCAUGAUGACUCUGAAAACCUCAUUGAUGGUUUUACACUCCAGCUGUCAGAUGGGAAACAUAAAGUCCUCAGAACCAUUCUGGUAAAGGUCAUCCCAGUUAAUGACGAGAAGCCAAUGCUGAGCAAGAAGGAUGAGAUAGAGGUGAACAUGGGUGAAACCCGAAUAAUUUCUAGUGCUGUUCUGUCAGCCGAAGAUAAAGACACCUCCAGGGACAGAAUUUACUAUUUAUUUGAAAGAAUUCCAGAAAAUGGGCAGCUUCAGCUCAAGGUAGGUAGGGACUGGGUGACGCUCCAAACUGAAAUGAAGUGCACCCAGGAGGAAAUAGAUAUGAACCUUGUGAGAUAUGUGCAUACAGGAGCUAUGGGGUCCAGGAACCAAGACAGCUUCACAUUUCAUCUGUGGGAUGGGGACAACAAAUCCCCAGCAAUGGACUUCUAUAUAACUAUCAAGGAUAUGGAAAAAGGGGACAUUGCUGUUUUUGUGAGGCCACUUACUGUAUCUAAGGGGGAUAGAGGUUUCUUGACAACUGAUGUUCUCCUUGCAAUUGAUGGAACUGAGAAACCAGAAGAGCUCCUCUAUGUGAUAACCUCGCCACCUCAGUAUGGACAGAUAGAGUAUGUCAGCUAUCCUGGAGUCCCUAUUACAAGUUUCAGCCAAAUGGAUGUAGCAGGUCAAGCAGUCUGCUAUGUCCACAAUAGCAAGGCAGCUGCUCCCCGAGAUCUGUUCAGAUUUAUCAUCAGCAAUGGACUGAAGACUAAACACGGAACGUUCGAGAUCACGCUGGAGACACUGGACCAAGCUUUGCCCGUAGUGUCUAGGAACAAGGGGCUAAGAUUAGUGGAAGGCACUAUGGCACUCCUUUCUCCUGAUGUCCUGCAGCUUUCAGAUGCAGACACUUCCUCAAAGAACCUUACUUUCCUCUUGGCACAGCUCCCUCAAUAUGGCCAGCUGUGCUACCGAGGGGCUGUGCUGCUGCAGCACAAUUUCACUCAGCAAGAUGUGGACAACAUGGACAUGGCAUAUAGACACGGAGGAGGGGCUUCCCAGAUUGACAGAUUUACAUUUGUUGCAACAGAUAGGACUAAUGAAGGCUUCAUCGUAGAUGGGAAGGUGCAAAUGGAGCCUGUGGCAUUCACCAUUCAGGUGGACCAUUUGGACAAAACUGCACCAAAAAUUGUUCACCUCCAUUGUUCUUCAGAUGUGGAGCUCCUGAAAAAUGGCAAUUAUGGGAUUUACAUUACUGCCAGGUCCUUGAAGGCAUAUGACCCCGAUACAGAAGAGGACCAAGUCAUUUUUAAGAUUUUACGAGGUCCUCGUUAUGGCUACCUGGAAAAUAUAACAACAGGUGGAUUUAUCCAGGAAGGAUUCAGUCAAAAGGAUUUAAAUGGCAAAAUCAUACUUUAUGUCAUCAAUCCAUCCUGGGAGGUGAAUUCAGACAGCUUAGAGUUUCAAGUCACAGAUCCCACCGGAAACUCUGCUGCCCCGCAAACUCUGGAACUGAGGUGGUCUCAAAUUGAAAUACAACAGGCUGAGUACGUGGUGUGUGAGAAUGUGGGAAUGUUGCCUUUGAAAAUCACCAGAUUGGGGCACUCCAUGGACUCUGCCUUUAUUGCAGUGAAGGUUAAUGAAGUGACUGCUACAUUGGGAAAGGAUUUUACUGUGACUCCCUCUAAGCUCAUUCAGUUUGAUCCAGGAAUGUCAACCAAGACGUGGAAUAUAGCAAUUACCUAUGACGGAUUAGAGGAAGAUGAUGAGGUCUUUGAAGUAGUUCUGAACUCCCCUGUGAAUGCAAUUCUUGGCACCAGGACAAAAGCUGUAGUGAAAAUUCUGGACUCAAAAGGAGGUCAAUGCAGCUCUUUCCAUUCCUCUGGCCAAAACAAGCACAACUUAUGGGGGACAGGCGCAUUGCUUACAGUUUCCUCAGGCUCCUCAUCGCCCUCCAAUCCUGGCACUGUUCACUUGGAAGAAAUCCCGCUGUCCUCUUCCAAAGAGAUGAUGGUGCAGAGAGGCGAUGUGUUACAGGAAUUCAACUUGCUGAAUCUGUCAAGGAUAAGGCUUAGAGCUGUCAGAAAUGGCAAAACAGUUUAUCCUUCAUCUGUGUUAAGAAAUGGAACCAAUGUGGCUUUUAAAUAUCAUGGAUUGGUCUCUCUCAGAGUAGAGGAUGACACCUCAUCAGCUAAUGCAAACAAGGCUAACAAGUCAAUAAUUAACCAAGGGCGGACAAAGAUAAAUGUGAUCUCCUCCAGGAAGACGGAAGUCCCACAAGCUGAUAAGGCAGAGUUGAUGUCUGAAUCACACUCUAACCAACAGGACCUGGUCCUCUCCUUUCCAAAGAGCUGCACACCUGAUUUAGAGGGGCUCUUGCAUUUUGAAGAAAGUACCCAAAACUUAUUUCAGUGUGAUGGAAUUUCGUGGAAGUUAUGGACUUCAAAAAGCAAGGAUGUUAGCAUGAAAAAAUGCCCAUCUGGAUGGAGCCAUCAUGGAGGCAGCUGCUAUUUCCUGAUCACAGACCAGAAAGUCACUUGGAAUACAGCUGCUCGGGCUUGCCGGGAACAAUACCUUGGAAGUCUAGCAAGUGUGGUCACGAAACAACAUAUGCAGUGGCUGUGGGACUUCAGUGGAAGGAAACCCUUUUGGAUAGGCUUUAAUGACCAAGUUAAUCCUGGCCAUUGGGAGUGGCAUGGAGGAGAACCUGUCACCUUCACAAACUGGAGAAGAAGUCCAUCUCGCCUUUCAAAGCAAGGAAAGAAUUGUGUUUUGGUGCAGAGGCGAGGGAAAUGGCAAGCAAAAGACUGUAGGAAGGGUAAUAGGCACAACUAUAUCUGCUCAAGAAAGCUGUAAACAAAACUGACACUCAUACCCAUCUGGCCUUUCUUGUGCACAGAAUAUUUAACUUAUAUUUGCAGUAUUCUGAGGGUAUAAGUGUAGAAAAGAAACUUUAUUAUCAUCAGGGUUUAUUUUUAUACUCCUGCUGUGAUAUAUUAGAAUCAAAUCGAGUGAAUGGGGUAGCACAGUGCUAAGCAUAGCAAGGAAGGGGUGGGCAAAUAGGUUCUCAUUAGAGAAAGACUCCGUAUAGAUCCAGAAUUCAAGCACCACCAAGUUCCAGAAUGUUUGGUUCUUGGUUUAGGUUUGAGCUCAUUACACCAAUAGGGACCACUUGCAAAAUUCAGAUCUGAAUCCAAUUUCAGUUUUCAAACACCGCCACAGCAUUUGGAUCUGUCAUUUGUUCUAAUGAGAUGCCCAAAUUUUGUUACACCGAAGACUAAAGCCUUAGGUUUUACACCUAAUUGCCAUGUAAAUUUAUUCAUGUAUUUUUAAACAAAAAUAAACGAACACAACAGUCAACUUGCAAGUUCCAUGACUGGUGAAUGUAAAUUGUCUGUUGUUUGAAUUCAGCAGCAAUAAAACUUACAGAUUUGCAGUUCUAUUAGCUUUGUUUUCACUUGCAGUUAUAGCGAGAGAAGUGGUGGGGGGAGGGGUAAUGGGCUCAUCUGCAGAGUGAGCUCUGUUGCUGAUAUUGGGUUGCUGUUAGGGAUGUGAGUGCUUCUAUCAUUGCUGUCCUAGCAUGGUACCUGAUCCAGACCUCACUGGAGUCCAUGGGAAGAAUCUCAGUGGGAGUUGGAUCAGGCCCACAGUGCAGGAGUACCACGGGGAAGGAAGUCUGCUUUUGUCUUCUCCUCACCUUGCCCACCUGCACAAUAAUAAAUAAAUAAAUAAAUAAAUAAAUGGUAAAUUUUCAGAAUGGAGAGGGGUAACUAGCAGUGUUCCCAAGGGUCAGUCCUAGGACCAAUCUUAUUCAACUUACUCAUAAAUGAUCUGGUGAAAGGGGUAAACAGUGAGGUGGCAAAGUUUGCAGAUGAUACUAAACUGCUCAAGACAGUUAAGACCAAAGCAGACUGUGAAGAACUUCAAAAAGAUCUCACAAAACUAAGUGAUUGGGCAACAAAAUGGCAAAUGAAAUUUAAUGUGGAUAAAUGUAAAGUAAUGCACAUUGGAAAAAAUAACCCCAACUAUACAUACAAUAUGAUGGGGACUAAUUUAGCUACAACUGAUCAGGAAAGAAAUCUUGGAGUCAUUGUGGAUAGUUCUCUGAAGAUGUCCAUGCAGUGUGCAGCAGCGGUCAAAAAAGCAAACAGGAUGUUAGGAAUCAUUCAAAAAGGGAUACAGAAUAAGACGGAGAAUAUCUGAUUGCCCUUAUAUAAAUCCAUGGUAUGCCCACAUCUUGAAUACUGUAUACAAAUGUGGUCUCCUCAUCUCAAAAAAGAUAUACUGGCAACAGAAAAGGUUCAGAGAAGGGCAACUAAAUUGAUUAGGGGUUUAGAAUGGGUCCCAUAUGAGGAGAGAUUAAAGAGGCUAGGACUUUUCAGCUUGGAAAAGAGGAGACUAAGGGGGGAUAUGAUAGAGGUAUAUAAAAUAAUGAGUGGUGUGGAGAAAGUGAGUAAGGAAAAGUUAUUUACUUGUUGCCAUAAUAUAAGAACUAGGGGCCACCAAAUGAAAUUAAUGGGCAGCAGGUUUAAAACAAAUAAAAGAAAGUUCUUCUUCACACAGGGCACAGUCAACCUGUGGAACUCCUUGCUUGAGGAGGUUGUGAAGGCUAGGACUAUAACAGGGUUUAAAAAAGAACUAGAUAAAUUCAUGAAGGUUAAGUCUAUUAAUGGCUAUUAGCCAGGAUGGGUAAGGAAUGGUGUCCCUAGCCUCUGUUUGUCAGAGGGUGGAGAUGGAUGGCAGGAGAGAGAUCACUUGAUCAUUACCUGUUAGGUUCACUCCCUCUGGGGCACCUGGCAUUGGUCACUGUUGGUAGACAGGAUACUGGGCUGGAUGGACCUUUGGUCUGACCCAGUAUGGCUGUUCUUAUGUCCAGCCACAAUCCAACCCCAAAGACUUUAGAUCCUAAUUGGAUCUGCCCACCUGGACCCAAUUGAAAGUACAAUCCUUAGGGAUUUGACGCCUUUUUUAAAAUUUAAGUUUAUUUCUGAGAGAGUUUUUAAAAACUCAGAAUUUAAUUGGAACAAAAACUAGAAAAAUAACUUCUUAAUGUAGUGUACUGGAUACACUACAGAGUUGCUGUGUCUAAUGAGUCUCUCAGGCUAACCUUUUUGCCUCAAUACCUAACCAAACGACAUCAGAGGUGAGCUAUACUGCAGUACAGUGAGGGUGUAAGUCACUCAACUGUGAAAGGCCUACACAACCUUCCGCACCAUUUAAGCUCCCCAGUAUGACUGCGUGGAGGGAAGGGGAAUGGAUGGAGUGACCUCACAGAGGGCAUCAGCACCCCCAGAACUCUGCAGAGGGGUCUCUGUGCCAGUUUGGAAUAGGCCAACAUGGAUGGGGCUGUUGGGGCCAGGCCAAAGCAGGCCAUGCAUGACCAAAUCUAAUCACCUAUUGCCACCUUGGGAGAACAGAGGGAUAGCAGUACAGAUGGCAGUAACUGUGCAGAAGACUGUGCAGCAGCCUUGCUUCCUGUUCUGUGGUUUUGUACGUGUUCCUAUCUGUAAAUUCCAUCACCCACCCCACUUAGUUCCCUCUGCUUAUCUUGAGGCUUUGUGCUGGGAGAGUUGGAUUUCAGCAUAACUGUACAGGCAAAGUCCCCAGUGAUCUCAAAGGGAGUUGUGCUUGAGUAUGAGCAGGGAAGGAUUUAGCCCUAUGUGUGUCACACUCUCAUUUAAACCAGCCUUAAAGUAAUUGAAGAGGAUUUAAGGUAGUUCCAUCAACAAAAAUGCAAACUGCAUAUGCUUAAUAGCCUCGCUAGAUUCUUUUUUCUAUACAAUAAUACGGCUAAAAAUCUUAUUUCCAAGAUAUUGUGAAUGUUUAGAUAUAAGAACCAUUUAAAUCAGGGGUUGGCAGCCUACGGCACGCUUGCCAAGGGUGGCAUGCAAGCCGAUUUUUGAUGGCACAUGAUGGCGGGCUGAGCCCGCCCCCGCUCUGGGGUUUCUGCUGCUGGCCCCUUGCCAGCUGGGGUCCCGCCGCCGGCCCCACUCAGUGCCCGCUGCUGGCCUGGGUGAAGGAACCCCAGGCUGGCAGCGGGCUGAGACCCUGGCUGGCAGGAGCCGGCGACCGGAACCCCAGAGCAGCGGUGGGCAGAGCUGCUCAAUCGCUGCUCUGGGGUUCUGGCUGCUGGCCCUUUGCCAGCCUGGGUCCCCUCCGCAGCCCCACGCACCUUGCUUCCAGUUGGAGUUCCAGCACAGGCCCCCUGCCAGACAGGGUCCAGGCCACCAGCCCUGCUCAGCUCUGCCAGCUCCACUCACCUCAGCUGCCGAUCUGGGGUUCCAGCCACUGACCUGCUGCCAGCUGGUUAACAACUGAUCACUCAGAAGCCUGUGUGCAGCUUAAAGUAUCCAAAUACGUGCCAGACAUUGGAAAACUCAGCAAGGAAAAGCAAGGGCAAGGAUCACACUAAACUGAUAAGAUCUGCAUUUUAAUUUAAUUUUAAAUAAAGCUUCUGAAACAUUUUGAAAACUUUGUUUACUUUAUAUAUAACAGUAGUUUGGUUAUAUAAUAUAGACUUUUAGAGAGACCUUCUAAAAAACGUUAAAAUGUAUUACUGGCACGCAAUAAAUGAAGACUCGACACACCACUUCUGAAAGGUUGCCGACCCCUGAUUUAAAUAAUUUCAUAAUAUCUGAAUUCUCUUUGAUCUUUCCUUAAAUUCAAGGAUAGAAUUUGAACAGGUUUUGUAUUUCUGGCAAGGAUACUGAGGUUCAAAGAAUGUAAUGAAUCCAAACCAGGUCAAUGAGAGCACUGGAUGGCUCAAGGGAUUGUUAGUUAGAGGGAUAUAAUAUGCUUCCAUGUAAGUCACUGGUUUGAAUACAUUUCCAUGUCAGUAGUGACAGAAAGUCGCCAUCUCAGGGAUGUUCAGGCCUGAUCCAAAGCCCACUGAAGUCACUGAAAUUGUUUUCAUUGACCUCAGUGGCUUGUGGAUUUGACUCCGUUAAAAUUAUGGUGGGUGGGUUGUUCAGGUGUUUGAAUUUGUGUUAAUAAAUGUAUAAUUAACAUUAUACAGAUCAAAUUUGCCUUUUUUUAAAACUAAUUUGGAAACAGAAAUCCAGAAGAGUAUGUUCCAGUUCCCUCUAGUGGGCACUACAACUGAGAAGUUUAUUUACAUUUUGAUUUGCAUUCAUUCUUUCUAAAUACUAGAGAGAAUUAUGUGUAUAGUCCUAUCAACACUGUGGUUCUACCUUAUUUAAAUCACUAGACUGGUGCUAAUCUAAUAUUUGUACCAAAAAUAGCAUGUUACAUGCAUUGUAUUUACUGUUAUACCUAAAUAUGUGCUGUAUACUAAUAAAAAUAAAUCCUAUAUGAUA
Molecule: messenger RNA, 11625 nt
Organism: Malaclemys terrapin pileata
Lineage: Eukaryota; Metazoa; Chordata; Testudines; Emydidae
Gene: FREM1
Product: FRAS1 related extracellular matrix 1
Exons: 38
Coding region: 608-7165 (2185 amino acids)
Biological process (GO): cell communication
Cellular component (GO): membrane
Source: RefSeq, a predicted model, not a curated record